AUGGCGUGGCGUAACCAAGGUAUUACCGGUUCUAACAAUAUCCCACUGGGCCGUCGCAGGUUUGGUGAUGAGCCAGAUGAAACUCCAAGCUCCUCGUCAACUCCAGCUCACAUGGAUGGUGGGAACAAGCGCGGCAGGAGUCCAGUGAGAGCUGAUCCUCCUGCGGAUGGAACCAAGAGGCGAAAGAAGCGCAACCGCUGGGGUGACGCCCAGGAGAACAAGGCUGCUGGCCUGAUGGGUCUUCCGACUCUGAUCAUGGCAAAUAUGACCAACGAGCAGCUUGAAGCUUACACUCUUCACCUGCGUAUUGAAGAAAUUAGCCAGAAACUUCGUAUAAACGAUGUUGUCCCGGCUGAUGGAGAUAGGUCUCCAUCGCCGGCACCACAGUACGAUAACCUUGGUAAACGUGUAAACACCAGAGAAUACCGUUACCGCAAACGCUUAGAAGAUGAGCGUCAUAAGCUUAUUGAGAAAGCUAUGAAAGUUAUACCUAACUAUCAUCCGCCCUCUGACUACAGGCGUCCGACUAAGACCCAGGAGAAGGUCUAUGUCCCUGUUAAUGACUACCCAGAGAUUAACUUCAUUGGCUUACUUAUCGGACCUCGUGGAAAUACCCUCAAAAAAAUGGAGACCAAGUCCGGAGCAAAAAUUGCUAUCCGUGGAAAAGGCUCUGUUAAAGAGGGUAAAGGACGAUCUGACGCCGCUCACUCUAGCAACCAGGAAGAAGACCUUCAUUGUCUAAUCAUGGCAGAUACGGAAGACAAAGUUAAUAAGGCCAAGGAACUUAUUCACAAUGUUAUUGAAACGGCUGCUUCUAUUCCCGAAGGGCAGAACGAACUGAAGAGGAACCAGCUGCGCGAACUUGCUGCGCUUAAUGGAACUCUACGUGACGACGAGAACCAGGCCUGUCAAAACUGCGGUCAAAUUGGUCAUCGCAAGUACGAUUGUCCCGAGCAGCGUAACUUCACUGCGAACAUCAUCUGUCGUGUUUGUGGAAAUGCUGGGCAUAUGGCCAAGGAUUGUCCCGACCGUCAGCGUGGUACCGACUGGCGCAACCAUGGGCCCAGCGUUCGCGGCAAAGGAGCUGGAGCUGGUGAUGCAGUUGACCGAGAGAUGGAGCAACUUAUGCAAGAACUCUCUGGCAAUGCUCCUCUACCUGGUGGUGAAGCACAGAAGCGCAUUGAAGGUGGCCCUGGAGGAUAUGGUCAAGGCAACAACUACGGUGGUGAUGACGUGAAACCGUGGCAACAGCGUGAGCCUGCCAGCAACACUCCACCAUGGCAGCGACGUGACGAUCGAUCCCGAGAUGAUCAUAGCCAUCAUGACCCGAAUGCACCUCCACCAUGGGCUACUGGUGGCCAUAGAGGUGACCGAGACAACCGAGACCAUCACGGUUACCAGGGGCGUGACUCUUACAACUCUGUUCCUGCCGCCGGUGGCCCUCCACCAUGGCAGCAAGCUGCACAGCAAGCUCCAGCUAUGGCCCAGGCUGCUGCUUAUGGAUACGCUGGGUAUCAGUUCCCUACAAAUCAAGUUAUGGGCGCACCACCCGGCCUUAGUGGCAUCCCUCCACCUCCACCUGGAAUGGCUUCUAUGUUCGCUGGCUUCCAGGGCGCUCCUCCUCCGCCUCCUCCGCCAGCUGAUGGCCCACCCCCUCCUCCUCCAAGUGAACAGCCUCCGCCCCCACCUCCGCCUUCGGCCUAA
Trichophyton rubrum CBS 118892 is the source of this 1704-nucleotide messenger RNA. Its product is annotated as branchpoint-bridging protein. Gene Ontology annotation, molecular function: mRNA binding; zinc ion binding. The transcript is spliced from 8 exons. The record is from RefSeq and is a predicted model, not a curated record. Gene Ontology annotation, biological process: regulation of mRNA splicing, via spliceosome. The coding region runs from base 1 to 1704 and encodes 567 amino acids. Lineage: Eukaryota; Fungi; Ascomycota; Eurotiomycetes; Onygenales; Arthrodermataceae. Gene Ontology annotation, cellular component: nucleus.